CACCGCACAGUCUGCUCACUCUGGUUUAACCGCCUUUGCGCACGCGGGUUUGACUGUGGAUUCCGGAACAGCACACUUCCUGGUACAGAGUUUAAAACUCGCGAUUUUACUCGGUUUAAUGUUGAGUAUUAUCUUGAUAAAAAAUGACAUUCAGUACAUCAUAAGAUAUUUGGACACACAGGCCGUCAAAGCUCUUCCGAAUCUCGGUUAUUUGACUGUGGAGAGGAUUUUCAGAAUUGAAGGAUGACAGAUCCAAACAGACCUCAGCGCAAGCUGUCCACAUCAGGAGACAGCUUAUACAAGACACUGGGCUUGCAAAAAGGAGCUUCCUCUGAGGACAUUAAAAAAGCUUAUAGAAAACUUGCACUCCGGUAUCACCCAGACAAGAACCCAGACAACCCAGAGGCUGCUGAAAGGUUUAAAGAGAUCAACAAUGCUAACUCCAUUCUUAAUGAUGAGAACAAACGUCAGAUCUAUGAUGAAUAUGGCUCCAUGGGCCUUUACGUUGCUGACCAGUUCGGAGAGGAUAGUGUUAAAUAUUACUUCCUCAUGUCAAAGUGUUGGUUCAAGACACUUUUUUUCUGUACCAUGUUCUUCACUUGCUGCUGUUGCUUCUGCUGCUGCUGCUUCUGCUGUGGGAAGUGUGGAGUAAAAGAGGAAGAGGAGGAAUAUUUCUAUGUGGAUCCUGAGCAGCUUGAAGCCCAAAUGUCUGAAGAGCAAAACAAAGGGAAUCAAACUGUUAUCAUCGGACAACCAAUUCCCUCUGCAGCGCCUGAAGGUUCACCACAGGGUCCGGUGAUCAUAGGCAUGCCUAUUUCUAGUGCAGACACCAUAAACCAUUAAGGUGGAGACACAGCCGUAAACAUACAGCCAGCUUUCUACAGAACAUCAGUCUUAGGCAUUUAAAGAUUGUCAAAAGAAGUCUGCAGUGUCUCUGUACCUGGCCCAUUGUCAGUAAGGAGAAAGCUAAAAUUCAGCACAGCACUUGAGGAAAUUUUGGCUGAUAGUCAGGGGCUGUAUAUAGUGUGUGCUUUCUGUGGAGUGAAAGUGGUUCAACUUCAUUCAGAAUGUAUCGUUUACAUUUACUGCAUUUUUGCCGUCUGUACUUUUAAUGUGGCGUCAGGUCCUUUCUUAUAUUUAGUUAUUUAUAUUCAGUGAAAUCUUUUAAACUGACAAUAACUAAUUUGCCUUUGACUGGGUUUCUCUAGCCCAAAGAAAUAUACCGGUAUUCAUAUUGUACAAGAGAUGGAAAAAACAUAGUAUAAUUACAUAACAUCUUUAGUAGCACCCAGUACCAGUAUGUUUUGUUUGUCUUUGUUUGUCUUAAUUAACAAAUUUAAAUGGCAACUAUAUUUUAGUUGAAAUGCCGGUGGCCCUGAAACUUUCAUAUUUAACUUGUCUUUUCUCAUUAAAAAAAUCUUGACAGUAUUUAAAUAUUUUCAAUAUUUAACAUGGGACUUUACAAACACUUUAAAUGCAGCAGUGAUUGGACUUUGUUGUGAACAUUUGAAGUUGCAGAACUCUGCUUGCGAAUGUACUGUGAUUAAAAAAUCCAAGCAAAUAUUAGUUUUUGAUAUCUACAUGUACAUAUGAGUACAUAUUUUUAUCUGCCUUAGAAUAAAUGCUGUGCAUGCAGUCUCUGAGUGGAAAACAUUACUCACCCCCACCCCCCCAAAAAAAGAAUUAAGAAUCUGAAAUCAUGCCUGGAUUGGUAUUUAAUAAAGUUUUGUGAGUAUUGUAUUAAGUGCAAGUCAUAGGUUACUCAGGUAUCUGCUAGAUCGAUGCUUUCACGUUUCUGGGAUCUCACUAAGCUAUUUUACGUUGAAUUUUUGAGAAAUUUGAAUGAUGGCAUAACUAAUGAGUCAUCAGAUUUUUUUUUAUAUUACUAUAAUCAAUACAGUACAAUACUUCAGAUGUUUGUGUAAUAUAAAAAAUGUUUGUAUUUGUAAAUUGGAGGUGUAUGAAAUUAUAUAAAUGGAAUAAAUUAUAUUUUUGAUUGCUGCUGUUGUAUCUGUUUUACAGUGUACAAUGUAUAAAUGUGUAAUCCAUUGUACAAUGUUCUACAAAGUACAAUGGAUUGGAAAUUGUUGAAUAAAACAUAUUGUAUAUCCCUUGAA
This is a messenger RNA of Pangasianodon hypophthalmus (striped catfish), 2117 nucleotides long. It is a transcript of the gene dnajc5gb, whose product is annotated as DnaJ (Hsp40) homolog, subfamily C, member 5 gamma b. Bases 244 to 843 code for a protein of 199 amino acids. The record is from RefSeq and is a predicted model, not a curated record. The transcript is spliced from 7 exons. Lineage: Eukaryota; Metazoa; Chordata; Actinopteri; Siluriformes; Pangasiidae.